GUGUAUAUAAUUUGAGGUCUCAAAACAUAUUAUUUACUGUUGAUUCUUGUUGGAUUGAGGCAGCAAUUAUGAGAUUAUUAAAAGCAUUAACACUAUGCCUCUUAAUUGGACUGGCUGUAGCUGCUCCCAGGCAUCAUCACAACAGGGAAAGAAAAGAAAGUAAAGAGAGCAAAGAAAGUAAAGAGAGCAAAGAAAGUAAAGAGAGUAAAGAAAGCAGUGAAAGUGAUCAAAUUACUAUCACAAGAGACUUUUUCCCUGAUGAAUUUGUGGUGUACACAGCCAAACAUGAUAUCGUAAACAUUCUAGUUCCCAUCAAUUCAUUUAAUUUCGAAGAUGAUGACGAAGAUAAUGAUACGAACGACGACGAUGGAGUGACAGUAUUCUUUGUCGAAGCCGACAUAGAUAAAGAUGGGAACAGAAUCGACAAAGGUCUAUACGUUCUUAAAGAUGGUAAAGUGAAGAAACUUCUAGACAAUGGCAGAGACGCAGCGGCGUCUAGCGAUGAUAGUAAAGACGUUUUCUUUGCUGCUAAAGACGGUAUCUACGUCUACAAUAAAAAUGAUAGUACCGCAAUCAAAUACGGAUCAGUAACGGACAGUAUAAUCGGCAUUGCUAAAGAAAAUGCAUCCGAUUUAAUCUACAUAUUAACGGAAAAUCAUGAUUUGUAUAAAGUGACCGAAUUAGGUGACAAAAAAGAGAAAAUCAACGAAGUUGUAGGCGCACGUGAAAUAGUUUUGGAUAAUUCUAACAAUUUGUAUUACUACGGUGAAGAUAUGAAACCGUUUGUAUUAAACAGUGAAGGUGUUAAGGAAAUAAAAGGUCUUCCUGAACAUCCUAAAUCAGUUCGUCUGCUAAAGCCACCAUUCAUUCUUGAGGAUUCCGUACCAUUUGUGAUCGAUAAUGAUCUUUAUUUCAUAUACGCGAAUGGAACUAGUGAAAAAAGCGAUUUCGAUUUCAAAUCCAAUGCAAAGCCGACAGCAUACAGUAUGGAAGCAGCUCUCAUCCAAUACUACGGUUAUAAUAAAAAGAUUUACGAAUAUAACAUCUUAGCUUUGAUUUUUUCAGAGGUUAUUGAUGAAUUGAAAGAAUUUUUGGAAACUAAAUCCGAUGCUAUUCGUUCCAUGUCAACUCAGUCACGAAGCCGUUUGCGUCCAAUUAAUUCUAAAGCCAAGUAAGCAAAAAAAAGCAAAGUUUUUUCUCUAAUC
Messenger RNA from Papilio machaon (common yellow swallowtail), 1205 nucleotides. RefSeq lists its product as uncharacterized. The transcript has 2 exons. The record is from RefSeq and is a predicted model, not a curated record. NCBI's taxonomy places the organism in Eukaryota, Metazoa, Arthropoda, Insecta, Lepidoptera, Papilionidae. The coding region runs from base 69 to 1175 and encodes 368 amino acids.